ACCAUUUGAAAGUUGCGGUUAUUGUAAAAUGAAGGUCAAACUGAAAAAGAAAAGUGCGAGAAAUGAGGAAAAGAACGAGGAAAUGUUUGUCAGAUUAGGAGAUGUACCUCUGGACAUAUUACGGUAUAAUAUAUCGAUGCAAUCUGGAGUGGAACGAAAAGAAACUCGCAAAUCCAUACUUCUCAAAAUGGGCGCUAAGAAACCAAAAAACCCAUACAUUAAUUACAAAGAACUCAUGCAGAAUAAGGCAAAGGCUAAGGCUGAGGCUGAAGUGUUUGCUUUCGAUCGCAGUGCUAGUUUCGUAAACAAAAAGCUCCCUUUAAAGCAAGCAAAAAAGAAACGAAAAAGCCAACAGAAAAAUAGACCAAGAAAAAAAGGUUUGACAGCUCAGUGGAUAACGCGUUGAGAGCUUGAAGCAAGAGUUACUGGGUUCAAAUCUUAGCGUUAACAUCAACAUGCCAAGAUAUCCAUCUAACGAGUCUCAAAUAGAACAAAAUGCUUGUUCUAUAUUGCAUUGUUAGCCAUUACCAAUUCAUUCUGAAUUAUCUAAACUACAUUUUCAUUACAAUUUUGGGGAAGAAAAUACACCUAAUCAAGUAACUAUACAUUGCUUCAAACUGAUAACCAUAAUCCAUCUGUUUUAAAUAACUCGUGACAUAAUGGCUAUAUCGAGGCAAUUGGCAUAAGAUGGACGUGUAUCGACAAAGACUGAUCAAAAUUUAGUUUCCGGACAACUGAGACCCUAAUAAUCAUGCAAUUUUUGUACAUCUUAUUACUUCUUCUUCACUUAAGAAAAUCUGGAAACAUUUUGUGCAUUCUUUAAGAAGCAAUACAGUGAAUUUAUACGAAUAUUCGUCGAGAUUAGAACGAAUAGUUUGAUGGAAAUUGGGCGCCGAUUGAUGAUUUUGAUUUCGAUUAUUACCCUGAAGAAGUCCAGACAAGUUAGCUGGACGAAACGUUGGAAUUAUUUAAAUUUCAAUCGCUGAGAUUAUUUCAAAUAUAAUUUUCACAUAUAAUGAAUACAGUGAAUGUUUCAUCUCUUGUAUCCGUUCAUUGCACUGAUCGCUUCUCAUUUAUUUAGUAGAAAAACAUAUAAACAGCUUCUUAUACCAUUGUUUAUACGUGAACAUUACAUUGUAUUUGAUAAAGAUAUUUGAAAUAUUUUUUAAUUCUUUUCCGAAACUAUAAUUUAAAUUGAGUGAAAAAAACUCUUAAAAACAAACUAACAAUCUUACUGUACGAUUUUGUUCAGUUUGUAAAUUGUCACGUUCUGAGAUUACUUCAUCGCGUUGUUUUCGCAUAUCAUGCAAAGAUGUUUUAAGGCGAUCUAAUUCACUUUCAAUUUCCCGUACAUGUUCAUUUAGAUUUUGUCUUGCUGAUUCACUCAUUUCAUGCUCCUCUUUAGUUAAACUAAAGGAAAGAAAUUCUAAAUGUCAUGUUCAAAAUUCAAUUUACUAAAAAUACAUUUUCAAAAUUGAAAUAGUUUGCAAC
Messenger RNA from Schistosoma spindalis, 1491 nucleotides. NCBI's taxonomy places the organism in Eukaryota, Metazoa, Platyhelminthes, Trematoda, Strigeidida, Schistosomatidae. The record is from the annotation of a GenBank genome assembly.